AUGAGUGACUUUGAACUCGUCUCCUCCGACGAUGAUCAGGUGAGCGUGGGUGGUGGGAGCAGGUCCGUGGAGGUUCCUCCCUUUGGCAACUUGCGGCCGUUUUUCAAGGGACGCUUGUUCUGGUCUCCACAGGCGUCGCAUUGGAUUUUGGCACUAAUGGCUCUCGCUACAGGCACAGCAGUGUUUGUGUUGCUCUGGGGUUCCAUACGCUUCACCGAUCCAAAUCUACUUCACAGUCAGUUGAUGACGCAGCUCCCUGAUAUUGUCGUCCUUCUGUUGGCGCUAAUCUGCAGCGUCUUCCUCCUGCUCACGUCACUGACGAACCCCGGCAUUGUUCCCAAGGGCAGCGCCUUGUCCUCCUUCUCCAGCAGUCCUGUGAGUGAGUACUGCAGCACCCUUCAAUUUUGCAUGAUGUGUCAGAUCCACCGUCCUUCGCUGGCAGGGCACUGUCGACGCUGCAACAACUGCGUUGCACAGUUCGACCACCACUGUCGCAUGCUGGGCUGCUGCAUAGGCGAGCUGAACCGCCGAUACUUCCUUCUCUUCCUCUGUGCGAUAACGGGGUAUAAUGUAGCCAUUUCACUGUUCCUCAUUUAUUUUCUGGCGGCCGUGACGCCGAGUGAAAGUACACUGCGGUACGUGUUGUUCUCUUUCACAUUAGCGGUGACGCUCGUGCUCUGCAUGAUUUUUGCGGGCUACCUCGCGCACAAUCUGCGCCUGAUACGCAUGGGUCUUCUUCAUCGUGAGUUUAUGAAGGGUGUUCCCGCGCGCACACGCGGACGUGGGAGUUUCUUCACGAACCUCUUUCAGGUGCUUUUCCCAAAGAGAGACAGCAGCGACUGA
This is a messenger RNA of Leptomonas pyrrhocoris, 843 nucleotides long. RefSeq lists its product as hypothetical. Lineage: Eukaryota; Euglenozoa; Kinetoplastea; Trypanosomatida; Trypanosomatidae. The coding region runs from base 1 to 843 and encodes 280 amino acids. Gene Ontology annotation, cellular component: endoplasmic reticulum; Golgi apparatus. The transcript has a single exon. Gene Ontology annotation, biological process: protein targeting to membrane; peptidyl-L-cysteine S-palmitoylation. The record is from RefSeq and is a predicted model, not a curated record. Gene Ontology annotation, molecular function: protein-cysteine S-palmitoyltransferase activity.